Talaromyces proteolyticus is the source of this 2791-nucleotide messenger RNA. RefSeq names its product cysteinyl-tRNA synthetase. Gene Ontology annotation, cellular component: cytoplasm. The record is from RefSeq and is a predicted model, not a curated record. Gene Ontology annotation, biological process: cysteinyl-tRNA aminoacylation. The transcript has 4 exons. Gene Ontology annotation, molecular function: ATP binding; cysteine-tRNA ligase activity. NCBI's taxonomy places the organism in Eukaryota, Fungi, Ascomycota, Eurotiomycetes, Eurotiales, Trichocomaceae. The coding region runs from base 222 to 2708 and encodes 828 amino acids.
AGGAAUCUUUUUUCUGCCGCAGCUGGCCCAACUAGGCUAAAGUAGGGCUUAGGGCGGUCUCCCGUAGCGGGGGCGGGUCAGCCUCCUGCUGCGGGCUGUGACUGUUACAGAAAUGACUCGUAUUGCUCUCGUUGUUGUUAAUUAUUGUUGUAUGUGUAUGUGACUCACCCGCCCCUCAUUCCUCUUCCUUGCAUAUAAAAGCCCGUUCCUCGCGCUCCUUUAUGAGGCUCUCGCUUUUCUCUCCUCUCAGUCUCCAUCUCAGACCGCGUCCCCCGUCAGUUCUUUUUCCUGCCUCCAGAACAAUGGCGACCGCUCGCCAGCAGCCCACAUGGCAGCAGCCAGUCGCGCACCCGGACACCAAGCUGCCCCCUCUCAAGAUCUACAACUCGUUGACAAAGUCCAAAGUCCCCUUUGUGCCGCUUGAUCCCAAGGGCCGCAAAGUGACCUGGUAUGCCUGCGGACCGACAGUAUACGACGAUUCGCAUCUGGGCCACGCACGAAAUUAUGUCACUACAGACAUCAUCCGUCGCAUUCUUCGAGACUACUUCAAGUUUGACGUCGAGUUUAUUAUGAACAUAACCGACGUCGAUGAUAAAAUUAUUCUUCGAGGCCGUCAGCAAUAUCUCUUCAACAAGUUCGUUUCUGCGCACCCUACCAUCGAUGCGAGCGUUCUCAACACCGCAAAGACUGCUUAUAAGGCUUAUAUAACCAAGAGCCUGCCUCUAUUAGACCCUGAGCUGCCACCGGCGCAAUACCAAUCGGAAGUUGAAAAGGUGUAUGCUUUCGUGCUGAAUGGCGGGCCGCUGCCAGGCAAUGAAAAGCCUGGGGAUGACGAGGUAAAAGUGAAGAUGCACAUCAAAACCGUUGCUUCGGCGGCGAAAGUGAUUGCGGACGCCGAGAGCAACCCUGCGUCGGUAUUGAGUGAAUCAUUCUAUACAAAUGCGCAGGACGUGUUUCUCCCGUAUCUAGACAAACUGGAAGGGUCGACUAUCGAUGGAAGCGACCAUUCUAUCUUUACGAGGCUUACGAAGAAGUACGAGGAUCGUUUCAUGCAGGAUGUGCGAGACCUCAACGUACUGGAUCCUGAUGAGAUAACCCGAGUGACUGAGUAUGGUCAGGAGAUCGCUGACUUUGUACAACGCAUCGUGGACAAUAAAUUUGGAUAUGUCACAUCUGAUGGUUCUGUCUACUUUGAUAUCAAAGCGUUUGAGGAAGCUGGAUUCCCAUAUGCAAGACUCGAGCCGUGGAGCCGAUCUGACGGAAAGCUCGUCGCCGAAGGUGAAGGUGCUCUGACAAGUAAAUCGACGGAGAAGCGGUCAAAUUCCGACUUUGCGCUAUGGAAAGCUUCCAAACCAGGUGAGCCGAGCUGGGCGAGCGCUUGGGGUAAAGGAAGACCUGGUUGGCACAUUGAAUGCUCGGCGAUGGCCUCGGCGAAACUGGGACAAAGCAUAGAUAUUCACAGUGGUGGUAUUGAUCUGGCAUUUCCCCAUCAUGACAAUGAAUUGGCUCAGAGUGAAGCUUAUUGGAACACUCACUCUCAUGACCAGUGGAUCAACUAUUUCUUACACAUGGGCCAUCUUUCGAUACAAGGUUCAAAGAUGAGCAAGAGUCUGAAGAAUUUUACCACUAUUCGAGAAGCACUUGAUCGAAAAGACUGGACUUCUCGGAGCUUACGCACCGUGUUCCUAAUCGGAAACUGGAACGGUGGGAUUGAAAUCACAGAAGACCUUGUAAAUACCAGCAGCGCAUGGGAAGAAAAAGUCAACAAUUUCUUCUUGAAAAUGAAAGAUCUUUCGUUGCUGAAGACGUCAAGCGAUGGAUCCGAUCAAUCGUUGGGCGCUGCUCUCGAGACUGCCAAGACUGCAGUUCACGAUGCCCUUUGCGACUCUUUCAACACUCCAGCCGCUAUGUUCGCAAUUUCUGAUCUCAUCACCAAAUAUAACUCGACCGACAAGGCUACUAUUAACCCUGAGCAUGUUGAGCAAGCCGCGAGGUGGGUGACUUUCAUGGUCAACAUGUUUGGUUUGAAUGGCUCGGCAUCACCCGACGUCUCAGAAAUUGGCUGGUCUGGCAUUGAUGUGCCUGAAGAAGCGAAGCCAUACUUGUACCCGUUGUCGAAAAUGCGCGACUCACUUAGAGAAAAGGCGCGAUCAAAGGAAGGACUUACCGGCGCUGAGAUCAAGAGUAUUGUCGGCCAGGAAGCUGGAUCUGAGCCCUCUACGUCAGAGGCAGCGGAGCCAUACGCCAAAGUGCUUUCGGAUUUUCGAACUAAAAUAGACUCCCUUGGUGACUCAGACAAUAUUAGCAAGGAGAUCUUGACCCUCUGCGACCGCGUCCGUGACAUCGAUCUUUUCGACCUAGGCGUUUAUCUUGAGGAUCGGGAUAACCUACCUGCACUCGUCCGGCCCGUCACCAAGGAGUUACUACAAGCCCGAGAAGAAAAGGCGCAUAGGGCACGUCAAAAGCAGAUUGAAAAGGAGAAACGAGAGAAAGAAGCUCGCGAAAAGGCCGAAAAGGGACGUCUGAGCCAUUUGGACAUGUUCAGAACAAACGAAUACAGUGCCUGGGACGCCGAAGGGCUUCCCACGCACAACUCUGACGGUGAAGAGCUUCCUAAAAGCCGGGCUAAAAAGCUACGCAAGGACUGGGAAAGACAAAAGAAGCUGCAUGAAGCUUGGUUGGCGACCAGCUCGAAGAGUAUUGGAUAAAGAAGUGCUGUAUCUCGUUGUAGUUUUGCAUUAGAUGGCGUUAUUCCUGGAUAAUACCAAUAUAUAAGUUAGUGGCCAUUCUA